AUGACCAUGCUGCUGGUGUUCUUGUUGCUGAUGCUGGUCUGCUGUUCUGCUGCACCAACGGGCAGAGAAGUGACCCGGCUUCCCCAGAGCGCCCUGCAAGACCCAGCCUGUGAUCCCUUGAUGUAUAUCUACGCUAAACAGAGGACUGGCAAGGGCUUCCCUGGCAGUCUAAUUAAACCCCGAGCCAGGCUGACCGUUGUUAGCGGCUCUCUGUUGUCAUCCCUGUCAGAGAGGGGCACAGUGGUGUUAGAGGCUGCCCUGGCUGGUGCCCUCUCAGCUGUUGAUGUCGCCAUGUCGGAGAGCAGCCGGGUGGAACUGGAGUGUGAGGGCUGUUCACCCUGCUUGUAUCAGGACUGUGGAAAGCGAAGCGGGCCCUGCGCUGCCCCAGCAGUCCCGCCUGCGGAGCCAAGCUGUGAGGAGAUUGGGCGAGCACAGGGCCAAUCAGACGAGAGGGAGAGGAACUGGGCUCUGAGUCAGACAUGUCGCUUCUACCGGCAGCGCUGCCCAGCCGAGGAAAAGAGCUGUCUGAGAGUAAUGAGGGCGAGCUGCAGGGCACGCGUCCUGCAGUGCAGUUUAAUGAACACCAUAGAGAAUUUGGAUCCUGUUUUCUCUACUAAAACCCAAGGAGUGUGUGGCCGGCAGGCGGUGGUCUCCAAUGUCACGCAGCCUCGCUUCCGUAUUGUGGGGGGGUCUCCGGCGGCCCUGGGGGGGUGGCCCUGGUUGGUGUCGCUGCGGCUGGACGGAGGGAUGAUGUGCGCGGGGGUGCUGGUGGGCAGCUCCUGGGUGCUGACUGCAGCUCACUGCUUUACAGGGAGUCGCAAUGAGAACUUGUGGCGCGUGGUGGUAGGAGAGUACGAUCUCACCCAGACUGACCCCGAGGAGCAGGUCCUGCAGGUGAAUCGCAUCCUCACGCACCCCAAGUUUAACCAGAAGAGCUUCAACAAUGACAUUGCGCUGGUGGAGCUGACCUCUGCAGUGCCUGUGUCCCGUCACGUGACCCCUGUGUGCCUCCCGUCAGCAGGAGGGGAGCCUGCUAUUGGCACAGCCUGCUACGUGGCCGGCUGGGGCUCUCUGUAUGAAGCAGAUGGCCCCUCUGCAGAUGUGGUGAUGGAAGCCAAGAUGCCAGUCCUGUCUCAGGGCACCUGUAAGAGCGCGCUGGGGAAGGAGCUUCUCACCAGCACCAUGUUCUGUGCAGGGUACCUCUCUGGGGGCAUUGACUCCUGCCAGGGUGAUUCGGGGGGCCCUCUGACAUGCCAGGACCCCCAGACAGGCCUCUUCCAGCUCUACGGGAUCACGUCAUGGGGGGACGGCUGCGGGGAGCGAGGGAAGCCUGGCGUGUACACUCGUUUCACGGCCUUCUCAGACUGGGUCAGCGCAGAGAUACAAAAGUCCUCUGGGAGCCGGGAGCCUACCUGUCCUGAGCUGUUGAAGGCAGAGCAGAAGGGGUUAGAGUUCAGCCGCCUGUGCCAGUUCUACGAGAGCUCCUGCUCGUCCUCUCUGGGGGACACUGCCUGCACCCGCCUGGCCGAGGAGAAGUGCCACAGCCAGCAGAAGAAGUGCCAGCUGCGUUCGUUCCUGCAGAUCCUGCUGGACCUGCUGCGUCAGGCGGAGGAUUUCAUCAGAGACAAGGUGGACCUGACCUUCUUCACACAGACCCUGCCGCAGUUCAUGGAGCAGAUCUACACUAGCACCUUCACUAGACGAGAGCGUAGGGAUGCUCCCUCACAAACAGAGCAGGUCCAGGAGACUGCGUUGCCCCAGCACACUACCCCCCACCCCCCUGCCCUGUUCGAUGGGGUGGGGCCACGCAUGGAGGACUGGGUGGAGUACCUCAGAGGGAUGGCAGAGGACUUGGAUAAAGACCCCAGCUCCGGAGACGCUAAGACACUGGGGCUGGAGGAGCAGCUGUUUCUUCAGGAGGAUGCCUCAGUACUGCAGAGCCUGCAAGGAGACUACCGCUCUCUAAUAAACACAUUGCGAGUGCAGCUCGGCUCCAGCAACACUAUGGAUCGAUUCAACCUGGAGGAAUCCACAGCAUUCACUGUGUCACACAGACUUCCUGCAGCCUCCUCCGCACCCAGUCCAGCCACCCAGUCUGCAGGGCCUUCCUCUGACCUCAGAGGGGAGAAUUGGAGGAAACGCUGGGCCAGGCGCAGGAGGGAAGCGCUGGGGGCAAAAGGCAAGGGUUGCCCCGGGCUGAGAGAGGCUGCCCUCCGCGUCAGUCUGCUGAGAGAAAUGCACUGCUGGAUCCUCGAAAUCCCCCCCCACAGCCUCUCCAUGUCCUUCCAGGAGGUCCUGGUAGACAUGGCCUCGAAGAAUCAGAAGGGUCUGUAUGAGGCACGGGUUCAUGCCACCGUGGGGGGGCACCCGGUCACCUUCUACAGCCUGGUGGGGCUGGAGAGCAACACUUUCUACCGCAGCAUGCCGAGGGUCCUCGCACUGGCACUGGAUGCUACCAAGAUGCAAGGCAGGAGCAGUAGAGCAGCAGAGCAGCAGUGUGAGCUGGAGAAACUGCAAGGCAGGAGCAGUAGAGCAGCAGAGCAGCAGAAUGAGCUGGAGAAACUGCAAGGCAGGAGCAGUAGAGCAGCAGAGCAGCAGAAUGAGCUGGAGAAACUGCAAGGCAGGAGCAGUAGAGAAGCAGAGCGAGCUGGAGAAACUACAAGGCAGGAGCAGUAGAGCAGCAGAGCGAGCUGGAGAAACCGCAAGACAGGAGCAGCAGAGUGAGCUGGAGAAACUGCAAGGCAGGAGCAGUAGAGCAGCAGAGCGAGCUGGAGAAACCGCAAGGCAGGAGCAGUAGAGCAGCAGAGCAGCAGAGCGAGCUGGAGAAACUGCAAGCCAGGAGUAGCAGAGUUCACCGGAGAAACCGUAAGGCAGGAGCUAGCCAGUCACUAACCACACAAUAUUGCAUAUUUAAUAUUUAAUACAGAACCCUGCAAGAACAAUGUGUCACUAGGGGAAUCGGAAGAGUUCUCCUAUCAGACCCAUGUGUCACUGGAGGAAUCAGAAGAGUUCUCCUAGGGUGCGAUCCAAACUAGUCAAUUCUGUGAGCUACAUUGUGAAGGAAGUCAUGCUGACACAAACACACACACACAC
Messenger RNA from Polyodon spathula (Mississippi paddlefish), 3093 nucleotides. It is a transcript of the gene prss56, whose product is annotated as serine protease 56. NCBI's taxonomy places the organism in Eukaryota, Metazoa, Chordata, Actinopteri, Acipenseriformes, Polyodontidae. Bases 1 to 2676 code for a protein of 891 amino acids. Gene Ontology annotation, biological process: proteolysis. Gene Ontology annotation, molecular function: serine-type endopeptidase activity. The transcript is spliced from 17 exons. The record is from RefSeq and is a predicted model, not a curated record.